Tilletiopsis washingtonensis is the source of this 851-nucleotide messenger RNA. RefSeq lists its product as hypothetical. Bases 28 to 741 code for a protein of 237 amino acids. The record is from RefSeq and is a predicted model, not a curated record. Gene Ontology annotation, molecular function: protein C-terminal S-isoprenylcysteine carboxyl O-methyltransferase activity. NCBI's taxonomy places the organism in Eukaryota, Fungi, Basidiomycota, Exobasidiomycetes, Entylomatales. Gene Ontology annotation, cellular component: membrane. Gene Ontology annotation, biological process: C-terminal protein methylation. The transcript has 3 exons.
CACCACCACCGUCGUCUGCCGCGCAUCAUGGAUCUCUCAGGCCUGCUGGCUCUGCUCAACCUCUCGCUGGACCUGGCGUGUCUUGGCGGCGCCACGUACGCCGCCAUCGCCGGCACCACCAAGCCGCACCUGCCCGCCAAGGAGAAGGUGGAGGAUGCACCCUCCUCCUCCGGCAAGAGCAGCGCCAAGCCCAACGACUUCAUCUCCUCGCUCGGCCUCACAAAGAUCGAGCGCCUCGUGCACGUCUUUCUCGCCCUUGCAGCGCUCUGGCACGUCCGCGCCCUCACCUUCCAUGCCGUGCCGCUGCACGCAUGGAUCGCAUCGGGCGACAGAGGCCGCUUCCGCCUCGCCUGCAUGCUGGCGAUGAUUGGCGGCGCGGGGAGGAUCUGGACGUACAAGGAGCUGGGACACUACUUUACCUUUGAUCUGCAGGUGCAGAAGGGACAGAAGAUCAUCGACACCGGUCCGUACGCCUACGUCCGGCACCCGUCCUACACCGCCAUUCUCGUCUGCAUGAGCGGCAUCUCUCUCGCAAUUGGUCCUUACGGGCCUGGCGUUCCUCAAUUCUUCCGCCUGCCGCUCAUGGGCGUCGUGGGCGCCGCGGUGGUCGGCACUGUCCUGCUCAUUCGCAAGCGAUGCGAUGAUGAGGAGAGGAUGUUCUUGCUGGACGAGGCGACGGGCAAGCCGUAUUUCGAGUACAUGAAGAAAGUGGGACAGCGGCUUUGGCCCAACGUCUACUGAGCAAAAGCGAGAUGUGGCAAUCGAUGUGUCGCGAGCCACUUUGCUUGGAGCUUGACUGGUCUUGAGUUGGUUCGCGAAAGAAGCCUGCUCAUCGCUUCGUGCGAGAGACG